This is a messenger RNA of Diaporthe amygdali, 210 nucleotides long. RefSeq lists its product as uncharacterized. The record is from RefSeq and is a predicted model, not a curated record. Bases 1 to 210 code for a protein of 69 amino acids. The transcript has 2 exons. Lineage: Eukaryota; Fungi; Ascomycota; Sordariomycetes; Diaporthales; Diaporthaceae.
AUGUUUCCCACCCGCAUCCUGACUGGUCUGAAUAGGCAACGGCUGGAGCUUUCCAGAGUCAUCACCAACAUGGACAUGGCAGCAUAUUCGCGGCCCCCAACCCCCUUUCCUACGCAGCAGGAGGAGGAGGACAGGGAGGAGGACAAGGAGGAGCUCGAGGGUGAAGCUUCAUCCCGGAUGGGCCGCAGCGGCAUGGCAGCAUGGGUCUGA